GCAAGUUAGCACGUCUCAUUAGCUACAAACGUGAAGCUAGUCAGGACAUGGGUCCUUAGCACUGACUUUCCGGAUGAGUUUGUGAAGACAGAAGAUAAUGUGAUACUCUUUUAAUACUUCUCUGACAUAGCUUGCUAUAAGGUUGCCAAAAAUGUCGGUGUUUGGUUUCACCGCUGGGCGCACAUGGAGUGGCGUGUCACAGAAAAUAAUACAGCCUUCAUUGAAAACCACCAAAGAUCGAUACUGUGUAUCAAGUGUGGUGAACCUCCACAGGAGAGGCAACAAUCGCCUGUCGACUCACACCACUAAUGCCACGCGUCUGUUCAGCUCCCAAACACACAAUCCAAAGGUACCACGGGUUGCAACAUGGGAAGCAGUACCAGAGGACCAACUUCCCCAGCCAGCCCAAAUCCCUGCUGACCUGGUGGACAAACUGGAGCGACUGGCCUUGGUUGAUUUUCGCACGAAACAGGGACUGGACUGUUUAGAGAAAGCGAUAAGAUUUGCAGAUCAGCUUCAUGUUGUGGACACAUCAGGGGUUAAACCAAUGGAUUCAGUUUUAGAGGACAGAGCUUUAUACCUGAGAGAAGAUGCAGUGCAGGAAGGGGACUGUGCAGAGGAACUGCUGCAGCUCUCCCAAAACACAGUUGAAGAAUAUUUUGUGGCACCGCCAGGAAAUAUUCCACUACCGAAGAGGGAGGAGAGAACCGCCAUGCUGAAACACUCUGAGUUUUAGAAAUAUGUUGAUAUUUAUAACUUAUUUUGGGAGGUUGAUGUGUCUUUGAUGAAAUACUAUUAACAAUCUGUGAAAUUAAAUCCAGAACCAAUCACUUCACUGCUCAUCUGCUGCCAUCACCUAAAAUAAGUAGUGUCAGAUAUACUGAAAGUUUCACAAGUUCUGAAACAGGAAAACAAAAAAGCAGCUGGCAAUUCGUUAAUUUUCAGUUUCAUUUGACAGUUAUGUGUCAACUCAUCAUUUUGUCAAAAUGGUGAGUUAGUGUUGGGGUGUGUGAACAAUAAUAACAAUGGUGGUGCAUUGUUUUGAUUUGUGAUUUAUAUUAUCUACAUGUCCUGUUUUCAUCCUAGUGUUGUUUUACUUUGAGAAGUAAAUCUAUUUUCUCUCUUGUUCUGUUUUGUUUCCAUACCAACAUGCAUAAAAAACAGUUAUAAUGAAAUAGAUUAAAAUAAAAAGAGAGACUAUGA
This is a messenger RNA of Scomber scombrus (Atlantic mackerel), 1203 nucleotides long. It is a transcript of the gene gatc, whose product is annotated as glutamyl-tRNA amidotransferase subunit C. The record is from RefSeq and is a predicted model, not a curated record. NCBI's taxonomy places the organism in Eukaryota, Metazoa, Chordata, Actinopteri, Scombriformes, Scombridae. Gene Ontology annotation, cellular component: glutamyl-tRNA(Gln) amidotransferase complex; mitochondrion. Gene Ontology annotation, molecular function: glutaminyl-tRNA synthase (glutamine-hydrolyzing) activity. Bases 152 to 736 code for a protein of 194 amino acids. The transcript is spliced from 5 exons. Gene Ontology annotation, biological process: glutaminyl-tRNAGln biosynthesis via transamidation; mitochondrial translation; regulation of translational fidelity.